AUGAUAAAUGAUAUAAAUACCCUAAUUAAUACAAAGCCGUUAGUGAUUGAUGGGGCCCUUGGCACCCAAUUAGAAACAAAGUUCAGUAAAUUAUUGCAACAAGAUAAUAUUAAUAUUCAGACUCAUCCACUAUGGUCCGCACUUGUUCUUCUCAAAAAUCCGGAACUAAUUCAAGAAGUACAUUAUGAUUAUAUGUGCAGUGGGGCUAAUAUUAUUACAACGUCUACUUAUCAAGCAUCUAAAAGGGGUUUAUUAGAAUACGCUCCCGGUAUUGAGAAUGAUGAUGAAGUAAAUGCCGUAUACGAUAAGGCAAUUGAGUUAGCGGUAGAUGCAAGAUCACAAUACUUAGAAAAUAUGGGUAAAGGUAUGAACACUUUGACGAAUAAAGAAAUCUUUAUCUGUGGUUCAAUAGGUCCAUUCGGAGCUUACUUGGCCAAUGGUGCAGAAUACACCGGUAAAUAUGGGUCACAUAUAACUGAACCGCAAGAGUUGAAAAAAUUCCAUUACGACAUAACAAGUCAAUUUAUAAGUAAUCCUAAAUGUGAUAUAAUUGGAUUUGAAACUAUUCCUAAUUAUUCAGAAUUCCAGCAAAUUGUACACUUAAUGGAGGAAUUAUUGCAGAAAACGAAUAAGCCUUUUUAUAUAAGUUUGAAUUUCAAGGAUCCUAAGACAAUUUGUGAUGGCACUCCGAUAACCCAAGUUGUUGACUACUUAAACGAAAGAUUGUCUAAUAACGAAAAAUUAAGGUCUGCAUUCAUUGGGCUUGGAUGUAACUGUGUUCCAUUAGAAAUAGCUACCAAUAUUCUUUUAAACAUGUCAGAUUUGAAUAAUGUUCAUAGAUUUCCUUUGAUAGCUUACCCUAAUGCUGGUUUGAACUACGACUUAUCGAAAGGUGAGUAUAGUAUUAAGAGUUCAGAAAAGCAGGUUUGGGAAGACUCAUGUCGCGAAUGGCUCGAAAAGUUAAACGUUAGAUUAGUGGGUGCUUGUUGUGGCAGUGGCCCUGACGAAAUAUUGACUAUUAGAGAAGUCACUGACAAAUUUGCGGGUCAAAGAUGA
This is a messenger RNA of Debaryomyces hansenii CBS767, 1056 nucleotides long. RefSeq names its product S-adenosylmethionine-homocysteine S-methyltransferase (gene SAM4). Gene Ontology annotation, biological process: S-methylmethionine cycle. NCBI's taxonomy places the organism in Eukaryota, Fungi, Ascomycota, Pichiomycetes, Serinales, Debaryomycetaceae. Gene Ontology annotation, molecular function: S-adenosylmethionine-homocysteine S-methyltransferase activity. The transcript has a single exon. The record is from RefSeq and is a predicted model, not a curated record. Bases 1 to 1056 code for a protein of 351 amino acids.